AUGCAAUUCGUAGCCGAAAAGCAAAAUGGUUUUAGGUCUUUGUUCAAGUUUUUAUGUGAUAUGUGUAACUGUCAAUUAAUUGUUUAUUCGGAAGAAAAGGUUUCUCCUUCAUGCAUUCCAAUAAAUGAAGCAAUUGUUAGUGGUAGAGUUGCAGCUGGUAUUGGAUAUACACAGCUAUCGGAAUUAUCAGCAUCAAUAGAUAUUCCUUGUAUGUCAAACACCACAUACAGCUUAGUUCUCUCCAAAAUGGGUGAUACAAUACACAAUGCUGCAUUACAAGAGAUGAAACUCGCAGGAGAGGAGGAAAGGAAAUAUGCUCUUGAAACAAACUGUGUUGAUGAUGACGGUGGUCGCUAA
Macrosiphum euphorbiae (potato aphid) is the source of this 357-nucleotide messenger RNA. NCBI's taxonomy places the organism in Eukaryota, Metazoa, Arthropoda, Insecta, Hemiptera, Aphididae. The record is from the annotation of a GenBank genome assembly.